UAUAGUCAAUGUCUAAAAAGCUUGAUCGUGGAGGAUUUUAAUGACUUGAAAUUUUUGUUUUCAUCUUCUAUGGUCAAAAGUCUCAUCUAACUCCAAAAGCUUUUGAUUAGCAAUUGUAAGUCAAUGGAAGUAAUAACUGACACAAAAGGAGUACAAAAAGAAGAAAAGAUAAUUGAUAUGAGUUUUCCUAAGCUAUUGUACAUGAAGCUUGAAGUUCUUCCAAACCUCACAAGUUUUGGCACGGGAAAUUUGAUUGAAUUCCCUUCCUUAAAAGAACUUCACAUUGAGCAUUGCUCUAAUUUAAAGACGUUCUUCUGCAAGUCAUUUUACCCAGAAACAGAGGGAGAUCCUAAAGAAGAAGCGGCCUUGGAGAACUACCUUGUUGAUAUAAACCCACUCUUUGAUGAAAAGGUUGCUUUUCCAAGCCUGGAGAAGAUGGUGCUCUUGCACUUGGAUAACUUGCAGCUGAUUUGGCACAACCAAAAACUGCAUGUGGAAUCUUGUUGCAAACUAAAGGUACUGAGAGUCGAAUUCUGUGAAAAGUUAUUGACUAUUGUUCCAUCUAAUACUCAAGGAUGUCUCACCUUUCACAAUCUAGAGAGUUUGAAGGUUAAGAAUUGUUCAAGUUUGAAAAGUCUCUUUCCAGUUUCUAUUGCUAUUGGCCUUAUGCAACUUAAAGAGUUAUGGAUAAACUCUUGUGAGUUAGAGAAAAUUGUUUCUGAGGAGGUUGUUAAUGGGGCCCCAACAUUUUUGUUUCCACAAUUAACAGACGUCCACCUUGAAAAUUUAUGCGAACUCAAAUGUUUCUACCCACGGUUGCAUGCAAUAGAGUGGCCAAUGCUAAAAAGUUUGGGUGUGUAUGAAUGCAAGAUAAAAUCAUAUGCUUCUGAAUUUCCUAGCUUUCAAGCCAUAGACUGGGAGGGGCAGCCUGCUUCUUUUUCAUUAGAAAAGACUGGUUUCCGCAACAUAGAAUUUGUAAAGCACUCUGAAUUUCCCACAAUAAAGGAGAACAUAUGGAAUGAUGGAUUGCCAGUUGGCUUAUUCCGCAGUUUAAAGUGGUUGGUAUUGGAUGAGGUUUAUGACAUGUCAUGUGCAUUUCCGUUCCAUGAUUUAAGAAAUUUGGAGACUUUGGAGGUUAGAAAUUACCAUUCAUUGGAAGAUUUAUUUGAUAUAAAAGGAAAGACAAUAAAGAACAGUAAGGAGGAAAUUUUGGGCUUCAACAACCUGAAAUCACUGAAAGUUCACAGUUGCAGCAGCUUGAGAUAUAUAUUUACUCCUGCUAUCAUCUUGGGCCUUGAUCAACUUCAAGAGAUUGAAGUGAAGAAUUGUGCUUUGAUUGAAGAAAUUAUUACAAAAGACGAAGGAAAGGAGGGAGCCAUUGAUAAAAUUUUCAUCCCUCAUCUGAAUUCCAUUGUUCUUGAGCUAUUGCCUGACUUGACAAACUUCUAUUCAGGAACUAACUAUUUGGAAUGCCCUUCCUUAAAAAGUAUUACUAUAGCCAACUGUCCGAAGAUGGAGACGUUUGUUUUCUCUGAUUUGAAGACGGAUCAUUUUGAUCAUAAUGCACCUCUUUUCAAUGAAAAGGUUGCUUUUCCAAGCUUGGAGAAGAUGGUGCUUUUGCACCUUGAUAACUUGCAGCUGAUAUGGCACAACCACAAACUCCAUGUGGAAUCCUUCUGCAAACUAAAAGUAGUGAGAAUCGAAUUCUGUGAAAAGUUAUUGACUAUUGUUCCAUCUAGUACUCAAGGACGUCUCACCUUUCACAAUCUAGAGAGUUUGAAGGUUAACAAUUGUUGGAGUUUGAAAAGUCUCUUUCCUGUUUCUAUUGCUAUUGGUCUUCUGCAACUUAAAGAGCUGUCGAUAAACUCUUGUGGGUUAGGGAAAAUUGUUUCUGAGGAGGAAGUUAACGGGCCCCCAACAUUUUUGUUUCCACAAUUAACAAACAUCCACCUUGAAAAUUUGCGGGAACUCAAAUGUUUCUACCCUCAGUUGCACACAAUAGAGUGGCCAAUGCUAAGAAGUUUGGAUGUGUAUAAAUGCAGGAAGAUUAAAGUAUAUGCUGCCGAAUUUCCUGGCUUUCCAGCUAAAGACGAGGAGAGGCUACUUACCCUUUUUUUUGUUAGAAAAGGUCAUACCAAAUUUGGAAGUGGUUGGUAUAGAUGCUUAUGCCUUCAAAUUGCCAUUCCUCCGCACUGAUCUAGCUGAGAGCUUUAUCCAACUUAAACUACUACGGCUGCGUAACUUUGAUGAUGAAUCUAUUGCUUCUUUGUUCAAUUUCCUUAAAAAAUUAAAUUGUUUGGAAUCACUUGAUUUUAGUGUUAGUAGUUUCAAAGAGCUAUUUCUGUAUGAACAAGGACAUAUAUGGAAACAAGAUUUCCAACUUCGAGGGAACACGUUUCUUCAAAAUCUUCAAAAGCUACAAGUACGUGGAUGUCAUUGUUUGACAAUUUUAAUGCCAUCCGCAACGUCUUUCAAUAAUCUGAAAUCUCUGGAGGUAUGCAGUUGCAAAGGAUUAGCCAAGGUACUAACAAGUGAAGCAGUCAAAACCCUUUUCAAUCUCACAACAAUGAGAAUAAGAAAGUGCAAGUUGUUGACAGAAGUAAUAGCAAAUGAUGGGGACAGAGAAGAAGAGAUUGUUUUUGGCAAAUUGAAGGUUUUGGAGCUUUUCUCCUUACCAAGCCUGACAUUCUUCUGCUCAGCCAAUUAUUCCUUCCAAUUUCCUUGUUUGGAGCAAGUUAUUGUGAGUCAAUGCCCAAAAUUGAACAUCUUUUCUAAAGGAGUGUUAAGCACACCAUUGCUGAAGAAAGUACAACUGACAAAAUCAGAUACUCAUAAAGAAUAUUUUUGGAAGGUUGAUCUCAAUUCUACUGUCCAACAAAUAUUUACAGAUAUGAUUGGUUUCCGCAACAUGAAAUGUGUCAAGCUCUCUGAAUUCCCCGCAUUGAAGGAGAAAAUUUGGAAUGAAGGAUUGCCAGUCGAAAGUGUGGAACUCCAAAGAAGAUGAGUUCAUUCCUUUAAAUAGUUUGCGAUAGACCACAGCUUCAUUUCCUCCAGGUGAAGAGGGGCUUUGUGUCUACCAUCUUAACUGAUUUUAUCCUCAAAGUUUGUUGAAGGUGGAGGCCUUGCAAUACUGAGUAUAAGAUUUUACUUUAAAUGGUCUGCCGUACUUGAUGCUGUUUCAUUGAUUUUACCAGAUCUAAUGAUCAAGAUGCAUCUAUACUGCUAGGAAGCCUACAUUGGUUGAGAAUUGAUUUGGGUAUGAGCAUAUAAAUGUUGGAGAAAGUCUCACUUCUUGAAUUAACUCAUGGGGUGGGAGAGAUCCGACGAAGUUAUUUUUCUUGUUUAUUUUUUAUUUCCCAAAAUUCUGAUUAUCAAGAUGAAUUAAUUUUUUUUUUCAAUUUUAUAUAUAUAAAAGAAAGCAGAAGUUAUAUUUGAACAAUAAUAGCACAUUGAUACACCCAGAUGAUGAAAUUGAGCCAACAAAAUUGCAGAAGUGAACAUAAGCUAACCUUAUCUUUUUCCAAAACAGUGAUCUCUCACAAGGCAAACAAAAUCAUGGCAACCCUUCGUUUAUUAUCUCCAUCUUGUCCCUUCAUUCUCACCAAGCAAAAGCACCCCACCUGCACUAAACACCAUUCCUCCGACUUUAGCCCCAGAAAAUGCUUAGUCUCACACAGAUAAAGAUUUCAAUGGAGCAUUACGAGUUCUUACAAAGUGGUGAUUGAGCAUGAGGAUGAGUCCACAGAGCUUGAGGUGGAGCCCGAUGAGACAAUCCUACCCUAGGCGUUGGACUCUGGCUUGGAUGUGCCUCAUGACUGCAAGCUUGGAGUGUGCAUGACUUGCCCUGCUAAAAUUAUAAGUGGCUCCGCUGAUCAGAGUGAUGGUAUGCUCAGUGAUUAUGUGGUGGAGCCUGGCUAUGCACUGUUAUGUUCCGCCUAUCCCCGAUCAGAUUGUACAAUUAAAACCAUUCCCGAGGAUGAGCUGCUGUCUCUGCAACUAGCAACUGCUAAUGACUGAAAGGUAUAAUGGGUGGUUAGAUCCUGAAUUUGAACUUCUAAUUUUGUUCAUCCUGUGUUGCGACCUUAAUGUUCUGGGGAUGUUUAAUGCACUUGAUCAUUGCUUAUUGCUUGUGAUGUUCAGCAAUAAAAUGAUUCACAUAUGACAG
This is a messenger RNA of Mangifera indica (mango), 4165 nucleotides long. RefSeq lists its product as uncharacterized. NCBI's taxonomy places the organism in Eukaryota, Viridiplantae, Streptophyta, Magnoliopsida, Sapindales, Anacardiaceae. The coding region runs from base 124 to 2196 and encodes 690 amino acids. The record is from RefSeq and is a predicted model, not a curated record. The transcript has 8 exons.